Messenger RNA from Talaromyces marneffei, 405 nucleotides. RefSeq lists its product as uncharacterized. The transcript has 2 exons. NCBI's taxonomy places the organism in Eukaryota, Fungi, Ascomycota, Eurotiomycetes, Eurotiales, Trichocomaceae. The coding region runs from base 1 to 405 and encodes 134 amino acids. The record is from RefSeq and is a predicted model, not a curated record. Gene Ontology annotation, biological process: protein peptidyl-prolyl isomerization. Gene Ontology annotation, molecular function: peptidyl-prolyl cis-trans isomerase activity.
AUGCAUUUCCCAACCCUCCUCACAAACCUCUUCCUCGCGGCAACCCUCGCAGCCGCCGCCGAACUCCAGAUCGACGUCACGAACAAAGUCGAGUGCAACCGCAAGACCACAAACGGCGACACCGUCAAGAUGCACUACAGAGGCACCCUGGCCGAGAGCGGGAAACAAUUCGAUGCAUCGUACGAUCGCGGUACGCCGUUGUCCUUCAAAUUGGGCGCUGGCCGUGUUAUUAAAGGAUGGGACCAGGGAUUGUUAGAUAUGUGUGUUGGCGAGAAGCGAACAUUGACGAUUCCGCCUGAACUUGGAUACGGCGACAGAGCUAUGGGACCGAUUCCCAAGGGCUCGACGCUGGUUUUCGAGACGGAGUUGAUGGAGAUUGUUGGCGUGCCCAAGGAUGAGCUUUAA